Molecule: messenger RNA, 1425 nt
Organism: Kluyveromyces marxianus DMKU3-1042
Lineage: Eukaryota; Fungi; Ascomycota; Saccharomycetes; Saccharomycetales; Saccharomycetaceae
Gene: ORC5
Product: origin recognition complex subunit 5
Exons: 1
Coding region: 1-1425 (474 amino acids)
Biological process (GO): DNA replication; DNA replication initiation
Cellular component (GO): nucleus; nuclear origin of replication recognition complex
Molecular function (GO): DNA replication origin binding
Source: RefSeq, a predicted model, not a curated record
AUGGUAUGCCCUGUAGUAAAAUACAGAGAUGAUCAGUUAGAGUUUUUAGAAGCCUAUGUGAGUGCUGAUCCAUCUCUAAGUCCGCCAGUUCUUUUUGUUGAAGGACCACGAGGAACUGGCAAAACAAAGACACUGAGAGCAUUCUUUGAUGCAAAUAUGGAUAUACUCAGUAUACAUGUUAACUCAAAGGAUCUGAUAUACUGUAAAUCAAUGUGCCAACGGCUUGCGAUAAGCUUAGAACAAAAACUCAAGGAAAGAUACCCAGAAGUACACAUACACGACGUAGACCCAUUUGAGGCCGAAGAUGUGUAUUUAUUGCAAAAGUUUAUGAAUAAACUGUUCAUUCAAUAUCAUAUAACUGAAAAAGCUGUUAGCAUAUAUGUGAUACUAGAUGGAUUAGAUGAUAUCUCACAAAUCAAUUUAGAAACGCCAGCUCAAUUUAUUGCAUUGCCUGGUUGCAUAGUUCCACAAUCGAAAAUUCACCUGCGAGUAAUCAUGUCAUUCUCGAAAUCAUCAUUUCUGGCGAACUAUGCUACCUAUAAUAUUCCAACAAUAUAUUUCCCCAAAUACAAGCCGUCUGAAAUUGAGUAUAUCCUUAAGCAAAACCCCGGUUUUACUGAUGAUCCUUUAUUGAUAGAGAAACUGGAUCAAAUUGGCUGUGAGAACAACCACACUGUUAGAAAGGAAAUAUUCGGCCAUUACGUUCACUUUCUAACAGAGUCUCUUAUUGUUUAUACCGGACAUGACCCUAAAGUACUUGGUGAAAUACUUGGUAAUAAGUGGCCGCAUUUUGUUGAUAAUUUAACGGAAGAAAACGUAAGAAAUACUGUUCAGCUUUAUAAGACAAACCUUGAAUUAUUUACCAAACCAAAUGAGAGCCUAUUGUCAUCAACUAUACGGGAAAGUAAACAAAUGAUUGCUAAUUCUGCGAAUGAAUCCCUGAGUUACUCAUCCCAUUCAUUGUGUUUUAUGGCAAAGUACCUUCUGAUUGCAGCAUAUUUGGCAUCAUAUUUAAACCAUAGGUACGAUUCAAAAGUGUUUUCAAAAAAAAGUCAUCUUAGGGGAGGACGGUCUUCUUACGGUAGAAGAAGUAAACUAGCACAUAAUCCACGUUAUUUACAACCAUCCGCAUUCCCACUAGAAAGAAUGCUCUCUAUUUUUCAGUCGAUAUAUCCUGUGCGUAUCUCAAAAGAACUGUCUCCUGACUUCUUCCAAAGAGACUCUCAUAUGAAAGCCAAUGUUGAGGUUUAUGAAAAUGUGUCUGAUUUAAUGACAUCUCAACUUCUUGUCGGCCUAAAUUUGCAUAAACUAGGAUAUUUACAUGAGAAACUGAAAUUUAGAGUGAAUGUUUCCUGGGAUUAUAUAUUGUUAGUUGCUGACAGUGUAGACUUCGACAUUGCUGAGUACUUCAGCGAUAUUGAGUGA